UCCUAUAAAAAGCGGGACCAGUGCACAUUCUCUCCAGGAACUGGGGCGCCCUCAGAUUCCGUAGAAGAAGGACGUCGAGAGCCACAAGAUGAAGGUUCUGUUGCUGAGUCUCGUCCUUGUCCUGGUUUGUGCCGCCCAGGAAACUCCAGCUGAGAUAGACCCCUCAAAGGUUACAGGCGAGUGGCGCACCAUUUAUUCGGCCGCGGAUAACAAGGAGAAGAUUGUGGAAGGGGGCCCGCUGAGGUGUUACAAUCGCAAGAUCGAAUGUAUUGAUGACUGCGAAUACCUCUCCAUUUCAUUUUACGUCAAAUUAGAUGGGAGAUGCCAGUUUUUCUCAGGAGUGCUAAAGAGACAAGAAGGAGGUGUUUACUUCAUAGAAUUUGCAGGUGCAAAUUAUUUGCAAAUCAUUCAUGUAUCAGACAACAUCCUGGUACUUUAUUUUGAAAAUGAUGAUGGAGAGAAGAUCACAAAAUUAACUGAAGGUUGCGCCAAAGGAACCAGUUUCACUCAAGAAGAAUUUCAGAAGUAUCAGCAGCUGAACAGUGAGAGAGGGAUUCCAAAUGAAAAUGUAGAACAUGUCAUCGAAACAGACGACUGUCCUCCAUAAGAACAGAGAACAUCAGCUGGCAGAAAACAAAGUCAAGAAUACGAGCAGCGUCACAGCACUAAUCAUCUGUAUCAAGAUAAUAGACCUUUUCCUUGAAAUUGUCAUUUCAUCUCUCCCAGGAAGUCACGACCCGCGACUUGCCUACUACGAGUCCCCUGUGCUCUUGUUGAUGUUACUGGAUUCCUAAAGUGAUCAAUAAACUGAUUAAUGCA
Molecule: messenger RNA, 819 nt
Organism: Capra hircus (goat)
Lineage: Eukaryota; Metazoa; Chordata; Mammalia; Artiodactyla; Bovidae
Product: allergen Bos d 2
Exons: 7
Coding region: 89-607 (172 amino acids)
Molecular function (GO): small molecule binding; odorant binding
Source: RefSeq, a predicted model, not a curated record